This is a messenger RNA of Acanthopagrus latus (yellowfin seabream), 2656 nucleotides long. Its product is annotated as Fc receptor-like protein 5. Gene Ontology annotation, biological process: cell surface receptor signaling pathway. Bases 1187 to 2164 code for a protein of 325 amino acids. Gene Ontology annotation, molecular function: transmembrane signaling receptor activity. Lineage: Eukaryota; Metazoa; Chordata; Actinopteri; Spariformes; Sparidae. The record is from RefSeq and is a predicted model, not a curated record. The transcript is spliced from 6 exons.
CAGCUGCCCCCGCUACCCGGUCGGAUAAGUGGAUGAAAAUGGAUGGAUGGAUGGAUGGAUGGAUGGAUGGAUGGAUGGAUGGAUGGAUGGGAACAGUAGGGGGUGAGAAUACGUCCCCCUAGUCUGGAAAAAGCAACAGCAAGAGGUUUAGCUUGGCUCAUCUAGCUUUUCACGGAGGUCCAGUUUGGAUUUAGGUGAUUCUACACACUCUGCAGCUGCCAAAUACUAGGCAACCAUACUAACCCUCUAUAGACUAAAUACCACUGACAUCAGGUCUUUUGGAAAAUCCACAUUAAGUCAUAGUGGACUCAGUCAUUCAAUAAAAAAAAAACCUCAUACAAACAUGAAAUCGAAUGCUAAAGUUCACAGGAAGAGGAAGGUGUCGUCUACACUCUGUGAGCUGUAGUUCAGUCUGAUGUUCAGUCAAAGGCAAGACAACAUGGAGGCUGCAGCUCUCUGCUUCAGACUGUGUGAGUGCUGACUCUCAUUCUGCUGUAUGCACAUGUUCAGAACAGAGGUUCAUGCUAAAGACACAGAAUUAUUUUUGUUUUACAGGUUGACACAAACCAAGUUUUAAUGCUCAGGCAAGGUUAAAAACCACAGCGGUACUGACUGAUGCACUGACUAUUUUUAAAGAGCCACAUGUGAUUUCUUUCAGUCAGUAAAUGUUCUGUGUUUAUUUUAGAGUCACAGAUGCUGGUGGUAAACUGAACCUUUGUUCAUCAAGAUCACAGAUUUGUUCCAGAACCUCCAGGGCUGUCAUCCCUUAGCUACUGUUGGAUACCUUCUGUCUCACAUUUGUAAAGAGAGAAAUGGUUUGAAUCAAAUGCUUUGGACCCUUUUUCCACCUCACUUUCACUGCCUCAGUUUGACCACAAACAUAACAGGAGUGUUAACAAUUCAGAUCAAUAUUGGUUUCUGUAAAAGGACACUGACAGGAGGAUCUGACAUUCUAACGACCAACCCAAGAACUGGUGGAUAAACCACAGUCACCCCCUGUUAACUAACCAAGGGUUUACUGUGUCAGCUGGAGGGGCAGGGAUGGGUGACACUAACUAUAGGAACCAAUAGACUAUAUUGACGUAACUGUAAAAGAAAUGCAGAAAUAACUGCACAGGAAGAGGAGGUUCUCAGCUACAUACUUCAGCUGUGUUUCAGUCUGACAGUCAGUCAGCAGGAAGGCAACAUGGAGGUCACAACUCUCUGCUUCAGACUGUUGAUGCUUGAAUUUACUCUGCUGGGGACACAAGUUCAGGAUAGUUCUACUCAGCAACGUGAUGCAGCAUUUCUCCAUAUCGCUCCAAACCGCCAGCAACACUUUGAGUACGAGUCUGUCACUUUUCAUUGUGAGGGGUUUAAUGAUUCCACCCAGCUGCGAGGGAUCAGGAAUGCAAAGGAAUUUAAUCCAUUAUGUGACAUUAAGGGGACAUCAGCAGGGUCCUUCUGUACUUUUGAUCAGAUCUAUGCAGCUGACAGUGGAGAAUACUGGUGUGAGACUGAAGGAGGACAGAGGAGCAACAGUGUCAACAUCACUGUCACUGAUGGUUCCGUGAUCUUGGACAGUCCUGUUGUACCUGUGAUGGAGGGACACACUGUGACUUUGCACUGUAGAAACAAGACAAUUCCCAACCUUGGUGCUGAAUUCUACAAAGAUGACGUCCUUGUGGAAAAGAGUCCUGCGGGAAAGAUGAUCAUCCACAGAGCUUCACUGUCUGAUGAAGGACUCUACAAGUGCAGCAUCCCCCUUGUUGGAGCAUCUCCAGGAAGCUGGCUUGCGAUUAGAGCUAGUUCUGUGGUCCUGAAGAGUCCGGUCCUCCCCGUGAUGAAGGGAGACGAUGUCAUGCUGAGCUGCAGGAAGAGGGAGAAUUCCUCCAGCAUCACAGCUGAUUUCUUUAAAGAUGGCCGCCUCAUCAGGAGCAGCUCUACAGGAGAGAUGAGCAUCCACAGAGUUUCCAAGUCUGAUGAAGGACUCUACAAGUGUAACAUCUCUGGAGCUGGACACUCACCAGAGAGCUGGUUGGCUGUCAGAGAGUCUUGUGCCUUCUCAGACGACUUAGCUGUUGUUUUCUUCCUCUCAAGGACCGUUCUCACCAUUUUGAUGUUUCCUCUGCUGCUGCUGGUGGGACUGCUUCAUUGUGGGAAACUCAGAGAUAGACACCAGUAACUAAUACUGAUAUACAUGUAACUGAAUGAUAGAUUAUAGUAUCUUGAGGCUUGUUUGGUCAUAAAGAUAAUAAUGCAAUGAGAAUCCCAACAUGCUUUGAGUCUGGGAGCUUUGGCAGUUGAAAAAUGAUGCACUUUAAAAGGCAGUUACCAAAAUGCAUCUGUUUUCACUUUUAUUAUAGUUCAACUUUAGUGUUAAACUUCUCUGUGCUGCGUGUUCAGUCUUGCAGUGGCUGUUUGACUUUCUCACGCUCAGACAAGGCUUAAAAACCACAGAGGUGAUGACUGAUGCAUCGACUAUUUUUACAAAGCCAUGUCAGUGUCAGUUCUCUCAGUCAGUAAAUGUUGUUCUAUGUUCUGUUUUAGAGUCACAGAUGCUGGUGAUAAUUUGAGCUCCUCAGACACAAACCACACGAGAAAAUGUCUGUAUGUAUGUAGGUGAGGCGUUCAGGAGGCUCAGUAGACACAACAAAUUGGUCAUGGUGGAAAGCGC